GGGGUAAACUUUAAAAUAUGAAAUACAGCCACAAAGACAUAUACACUGGAUGGUAAUUUAUAUCUUUCUGGAUGAAUAUAAAUUCAAAGUCGUACGUAUGACGAUUUAUUCUGUUGCCGUUAUUGGGGAAUGUCUUCUAAGAAGAGUAGGAGUUCAUCCAUUACCAACUUAACGAUAUCUUUAUCUGGCUACAAUAAUCGGUAUCCUGCAUCUCCAAGUUAUCUGGCUGGGUUGAAAAUGAAAAUGAAUGAUAUAAACACAGAGUUGGAUGAUUGGCCCACACACUGUGCCUUUUUUGACAAAGAUACAAAUUUUGACAUGGGGCCAUAUUUAAGACAUGAAAAUGGCAACAGAGAAAUUCAAAAGCUGGAAGAUGGCAUUAAUUUACUAGCUACAAAAUACACUCCUUUGUAUCAUAAAUUUUUAAAUAUGAUAAAGGAUCCACCCAGGAACUCCUCAGAACAAAACGUGUCUGAUGUGGUAAUAAAUAUGGACAAGCUACCAAGUACAUUUGAUGAAGAAGUUGCAGUGAUACCUGUCACAAGUCUGGAUAUCCCAGGACAUGGUGGUGCUCUAAGACACAAGCAUAACUGGCGCAAAGUCCAAAGCCCUCUUAAGGAGGAGAUUGUACAGGUGUCAGGAGACUGGGCACACACUGUGAAGAAUUCUCCAUGUGUGGGGCAUGAUGACGUCCGUAUAGAGAUCUUACCCAGUCCUGACAUGAUGCCAGAUGAACCACACGUAUCCCAAAACUCUCUCCUCACUUCAGUUAGGAAACAACUCAGCAUACUAUUUUCUAAGAAUGGCAAAAGGCGUUUCGAGCGGGAAAUAUAUGUAUAAAUAAAUUAAUUAUUUUUGUCAAGAUAUAUUCAAUAUAUUUAAAUGUACCUCAUCAGUGAAAUAAUCAUUAUUCUAGUCUAACAGCAAAGAGUUGUUUGAAUUUCACAGAAUAAGUUUGUUAAAAUCAAUAUUUUCCGGAUUCAGUAAAUUAUUUUGUGUAUGCAA
Molecule: messenger RNA, 1005 nt
Organism: Liolophura sinensis
Lineage: Eukaryota; Metazoa; Mollusca; Polyplacophora; Chitonida; Chitonidae
Exons: 6
Coding region: 130-840 (236 amino acids)
Source: RefSeq, a predicted model, not a curated record